UUACUAGUAGGAACAUUCAGACGACCUCUUCUCUUGGAGGAACUUUUAGUAGAUCCUUUGAAGAACCUUUGGAAAAACCUUUAGAAGAACCUUUGGAAGAAUUAGACACAUUGGAUAUAGAUUUUGGCGUAGUAGAGUUGGACAUAGAUUUAGAUAUAGAGUUAGGUAUAGAAGAGUUAGACAUGAAGUUAGACAUAGAGUUAGGUGUAGAGUUAGGCGUAGAGUUAAAUGUGGAGUUAGACGUGGAGUUAGAUGUGCCGGAAUUAUUUGUUUUAGG
This is a messenger RNA of Dentiscutata erythropus, 277 nucleotides long. The record is from the annotation of a GenBank genome assembly. Lineage: Eukaryota; Fungi; Glomeromycota; Glomeromycetes; Diversisporales; Gigasporaceae.